Malurus melanocephalus (red-backed fairy wren) is the source of this 2579-nucleotide messenger RNA. RefSeq names its product semaphorin 4A (gene SEMA4A). Bases 206 to 2539 code for a protein of 777 amino acids. Gene Ontology annotation, biological process: semaphorin-plexin signaling pathway; axon guidance; positive regulation of cell migration. Gene Ontology annotation, molecular function: semaphorin receptor binding; chemorepellent activity. NCBI's taxonomy places the organism in Eukaryota, Metazoa, Chordata, Aves, Passeriformes, Maluridae. The record is from RefSeq and is a predicted model, not a curated record. The transcript has 15 exons.
CCCGCAGUGGCGGCGGAGCCACGCAGGGCAGGGCUGGGCCGGGCCGGGCUGCAGCGAGCCCAGCACGGGCAGGGAGCUCGGGCCGGGUGCGGGGCAUGGGCCCACGGGGGGCUCGUAGCCGCAGCCCCCGCGGCUCAAAAGCCCGCCGGCUGCCCGUGCUCCGGGGCUGGAGGUGAGCAGCUCCGUCCUCGCCCGCCGGAGAGGGAUGGUGCUGGGAGCCUCGUGGGGCGCACCCCUGCCGCCCCCCGCCAUGCCCGCCGCCCUCCGCCUGCUCUGUGGGGUGGUGGUCCCGGCUGCCAUGCUCUGCGCCGAGCCCCUGCCCCGCGUCACCUUCCCUAGCGGGGACCCCCGGCGGACCCUCACCCACUUCAGCCAGGACAAYGUCUCCCACUACGACAUCUUCCUCCUGGAUGAGAGCGAGGAGGAGCUCUACGUGGGRGCACGCGACCGGGUGCUGGCCCUCGCUGUCGGCAGCCCCGGCAGCAUCCGUGCCAAAGCCUCGAUAAUGUGGGGACCCACAGCCGAGAAAACCUCCGAAUGUGCAUUUAAGAAGAAGAGCCAAGAGACUGAGUGCUUCAACUUCAUCCGAGUGCUGGUGGCCCUGAACAAAACCCACCUCUACGUCUGUGGGACUUAUGCCUUCAGCCCCGCRUGCACCUACAUCCACCUGGAAAACUUUACACUGAUGUCCAGUGGCAGAGGACAACCCUUCCUGGACGGGAAGGGCCAGUGUCCCUUUGAUCCCCAGCACACCUACACGGCCCUGCUGGUGGACGGUGAGCUCUACGCUGGCACCAUGAACAAUUUCCAGGGCAACGAGCCCAUCAUCUCCCGCUCGCUGGGCAGCCGCACCCUGCUCAAAACUGAYGCCUUCCUCCGCUGGCUCUCGGCCGACGCUGCCUUCGUGGCCUCCUUCAGCAUCCCCGGGGAUGACAAGGUCUACUUCUUCUUCGAGGAGACAGCUGAUGAGUUUGACUUCUUCGAGAGGCUCCUGGUGCCACGGGUGGCUCGUGUKUGCAAGAGCGACGUAGGGGGUGACAAGGUGCUGCAGAAGAAGUGGACCACCUUCCUGAAGGCUCAGCUGGUGUGCUCCCAGCCUGGCCGCUUUCCCUUCAACGUCAUCCACCACGCCUUCGCCCUGCCCCGCCACGACGGCCGCGCCGACUUCUACGCCGUGUUCACCUCGCAGUGGCAGGCGGGCAGGGCAGGCAGUGCUGCUGUCUGUGCCUACACACAGGAGGAUCUGGAGAAGGUCUUCGAGGGCAAGUACAAGGAGUUGAACAAGGAGAGCUCUCGCUGGACUGUCUACAGUGGCCCCGACAUGAGUCCCCGGCCUGGCAGCUGCUCCAUGGGUCCCUCCUCAGACAAAGCCCUCACCUUCAUGAAGGACCAUUUCCUGAUGGAUGGCAAGGUGUCCCCCAUCCAGGGACAGCCUCUCCUGGUCAAGUCCGAUGUCACCUACACACGCAUCACCGUGGGCGAGACUCGCAGCAUCUCAGGCACCACCUAUCGUGUCAUGUUCCUGGCCACAGCGGAGGGUUUCCUGCACAAGGCUGUGGAGCUGCCUGAGGGUCCCCACAUCGUGGAGAGCAUCCAGCUCUUCGCAGUGCCGGAGCCGGUGAAAAACCUACUGCUGGCCCCAGGGAAGGGCAUCCUCUAUGUGGGCUACUCCAGGGGCAUCCUGCAGAUCCCGCUGGCCAACUGCAGCCUGCACCGGAGCUGCGCCGAGUGCGUGCUGGCACGGGACCCCUACUGCGCCUGGCACAGCCCCGAGGGAUCCUGYCAGCCCGCCCGCUUCGCUGAGGACACGAGCGCGUGGCUGCAGGAUAUUGAGACAGGGAACCCGGCCUCGUGCCCGCGAGGGAGGAGUGCAGCCAUGCCCCGAGCCUGGGGGCUGCCGGAGGAUCCCACUGUGCAGAGACUCAACCCCCAGCCCAACACCGUGGUCCAGCUGCCGUGCCCUCGCCACUCCGCCCUGGCCACCUACAGCUGGCAGCAGCCUGGCAGUAGCCGCGGGCACACAGCRCUGCUGCCUGACCACACGCUGGUGGUCAUCAUGCAGCAGGGCAUGGCCGGCUCCUACAAAUGUGUGGCCACAGAGAACGGCUUCACCUGGACCGUGGCUCACUACCAGCUCGGGAACUCUGGGGCAGCACUGGGGGAAGGGCUGGCUGAGGAGGAGCUGGCUUGGGGCUCCUCAGACCCUGGCACCGUGCGGCCAUACUGGUCCCAGUUUGUCACGGUGACAGUGCUGCUGGCGCUGACGCUGACCGUGGCCGCCUGCCUGGCUCUCCUGGCCUGCCGUGACCAGCUCAAAGCCCGCAGCAAGGUGCGGGGGUGCAGCACACCCCACAGCCCCCCAUCCCGCCACCGGGAGAAGGUGCCUCUCAACGGGGCCACCGGAGAGGUCCCCGCACCCGGAGCUGCCACCGAGGAGGAGGAGGAGGAUGAAAGUUCCCGUGCUUGCUGCCUCCAGCUUGAUGGAGACAUCGAUGUGGAUAACAACAGGCUGCAUGUGCCAGCGGGGAACACGGCAUGACGCUGCCAGAGGGUCGGGGAGAACUUGGGGAGGGGGGUAU